Molecule: messenger RNA, 999 nt
Organism: Penicillium odoratum
Lineage: Eukaryota; Fungi; Ascomycota; Eurotiomycetes; Eurotiales; Aspergillaceae
Product: NAD(P)-dependent alcohol dehydrogenase
Exons: 1
Coding region: 1-999 (332 amino acids)
Biological process (GO): alcohol metabolic process
Molecular function (GO): zinc ion binding; alcohol dehydrogenase (NADP+) activity
Source: RefSeq, a predicted model, not a curated record
AUGCCGAUCGAAUUCACCGUAUUCAAGGGUUCCAAGGAUGGAAUCAAACAAGAGAUAACGCGCAAAGACGACCUCAAGCGCGACGAAGUGCUCGUUCGCGUCACCCACUCCGGUGUCUGCGGUACCGACCUUCAUUAUCAAGAUGUCGAAAUGGGCCUUGGCCACGAGGGAACCGGAGUGGUCGAAGCGACCGGGCCUGACGCACACCUAUUAAAAAGAGGCGACCGGGUGGGCUGGGGAUACGAACAUGACUGCUGUGGUCAUUGUCGCCAGUGCCUGACGGGCUGGGAAACACUGUGCUCCGAGCGAAAGAUGUACGGGCAUGCCGAUCUCGAUCAAGGAUCAUUCGCGUCGCAUGCUGUCUGGCGGGAGGCAUUCCUUUUCAAGAUCCCGGAUAAUCUAGAAAGUGAGGAUGCGGGUCCACUGAUGUGUGGUGGAUCAACGGUCUGGAAUGCUCUGCACGUCGCUCAGGUGCGACCGACUGCUCGCGUCGGAAUCGUGGGUAUCGGAGGACUGGGGCAUCUGGCUAUUCAAUUCGCUGCCAAGAUGGGCUGUCAAGUUGUUGUCUUCUCUGGUACUGACAGCAAGAAGGAAGAGGCUAUCAGCUUGGGUGCCACGGAGUUUCAUGCUACCAAAGGGUUGAAGGAACUAAAGCUCGAAAAUCCUCUGGAUAACUUGAUUGUCACAACUAGCAGUCAGCCGGACUGGAAUAUGUAUCUUGGUGUUAUGGCACCGGGCGGAACUAUUUCUCCUCUAUCUGUGGAUUCAAAUGAUCUGAAAAUCCCUUAUAUGCCUUUGUUGUUGAACGGUCUUCGCGUGCAGGGUGGAAUUGUAUCUUCGAGACAGGUGCACCGCGAGAUGCUGGAGUUCUGUGGUCUUCAUAAGAUCAAGCCUGUCAAGAUGACUUUCCCGUUGACAUUGGAAGGUGUGAAAGAGAGUCUGAAGACGCUGGACGAGGGCAAGAUGCGGUACCGAGGUGUUCUUGUCGCGGGCAAGUAA